AAUUCAAGAUCAGUCGGCAGAAAGCUGCCAAAUGACAUCUGGCUUUCAAGCGCUCAGCGGCCCAUACUGACUUGGUGCCACGCAGCGGCGCUGUUGUCAACACCUCCGCUACUUCUGCUGUUUUCCUUCAGUGUGAGCUGCUUGUGUGGGAGUGAGAAAUGCGCUGGAGCUAUCUCUUGAAACCGAUGGUUUGAUGACGGCAGGCUUUUGUUGUUCAGACACUCAGCCAGGUGCUUCGGGCUGUAGGGGCUCCUCUCAACGAAGAAUGAACAAAGAAUCCGGACUUGUGUUCCUGCACGGAUAGCGCAGAAUUCCAACCCAAAAAGACGAUAUUGACAUGAAGAAAGACAUUGAGACAUUAAUUGCUGAGGAAAGAGCUGACAUCAUUUUAAAAUAUGCCACGGGCAGACAGGGUGGGGUCGAGAUUGACCCCUGGGAAGAUGCUGACUACAACCUCUAUAAAGUUAUUGAUCGCCUCGGGUUCAUGCAUGAAAGUGAGCUGCCUGCACCAACUGCAAAUGAAGAAAAGCUGAAACAUCUCGAGGUAGAGAGAGCAGAAAAAUGGCUGAAGAUGGUGAAGAAGUGGGAUAAAUACAAAAACAGUGAUAGAAUGGUGAAACGGGUCUACAAAGGCAUCCCUGUCCAGCUUCGAGGUCGUGUCUGGUCUCUGCUGUUGGAUGUGGAGAACACUAAGAAGGUCAACGAGGGCAAAUAUGAGAAAAUGAAGGAACAAGCCAAACUCUACUCAUCUGAGAUUAAACAGAUUGACCUCGACAUUAACAGGACCUUCCGCAAUCACGUCAUGUUCAUGGACCGCUUUGGAGUCAAACAGCAGUCUCUCUUCAAUGUUCUGUCGGCGUAUUCAGCCUACAACACAGAAGUGAGUUAUUGCCAGGGCAUGAGUCAGAUCGCUGCAUUGCUGCUCAUGUACAUGAAUGAAGAAGAUGCCUUCUGGGCUCUGUCACAACUGCUGACCAACCAGAAACACGCCAUGCAUGGAUUUUUUGUUCCGGGGUUCCCCAAACUUCAGAGAUUCCAGGCACAUCAUGAUCAGAUCAUUUCCAAACUCAUUCCCAAACUAAAGAAACAUAUGGACAAAGAACAGAUGUCGACAGGCAUUUACAGUACUAAAUGGUUCUUACAAUGUUUCAUUGACAGGACCCCGUUUACUUUGACCCUUCGCCUCUGGGACGUUUUCAUUCUGGAGGGAGAGAGGCUCCUCACUGCCAUGUCCUACGCCAUCUUGAAGCUACACAAGAAGCGUCUCUUGAAGAUGUCCUUGGAGGAGCUUCGAGAGUUCCUGCUGGAGCGCAUUGCUGAGACGUUUUUUUACAGUGACGACAUGGUCAUUGAACAGCUCCAGGCCUCUAUGACUGAACUACGAAAGAUGAAGCUGGAUCUUCCUCCUCCAGGUAAGCCUGAAGAGUUGCCACGGAAGCCUUUGGGCCAGGAGCUUCCAGUGCUGCUGACUCCACUGGCGCCAUCCAGAGGAAAGCUCCCCACGGCCAGAGGUUGUCCCAAAGCAGGACUCAGCUUGCACAUCAUAUCCAACCAGCCAGAUUCCAUAUCCCCAGACGAGAGCCCUACCAAAGACAUCAAUGAUCUCCAUCCUGUUGACCAUGAGGAGGUCCCUCUUCCUUCCCCUGAUCCUAUUAUCAUCCAUAACCAGGCCCUGUACACUUCAGAUGACUUCCCACUUACGGGACCACCACCUUACCAGCCCCCAGAGAGUCAAGCAACCGGAACUGCUGAUCGGCUCUCACGGUCUUAUGAGUGGAAGAUUGAGGAGCAAGCUGACCGCUCAGGACUCGCAAAUAUACACUUGACAGACAACCUCACCCCUGCGACAAUUAGCACUGAGGGAUCAUCCAACAGGGUCCUAAGGACUCUAUCGGCCCCCAUAUUUUCUGCUCACUCGGAAAGUGAAACGGCAGCAGAGAUAGCGGAGGGUAGUUCCCUAGUCCAACUGUCGUAUUCUCUGUCCUCCAUUAGGUCCCUGAGCCAGGACCAGGCCUGAACACUUGAUAAUGCCCGUUGUUUGUUCGAUAACCAGCUCAUAAUUGGUCCUCUCAAUGUACAUUCAAUUUUGACUGCCUUGUGCACAUGCUUUGCUCUGUGAAGAGGACAGCACAAGGUACAUUUGCACCACAGUCUGCGGUGUUGUUCCGAGUAAAGUAUCAACACAACUUUA
This is a messenger RNA of Hippocampus comes (tiger tail seahorse), 2191 nucleotides long. Its product is annotated as USP6 N-terminal-like protein. The transcript has 14 exons. Gene Ontology annotation, biological process: regulation of GTPase activity. The record is from RefSeq and is a predicted model, not a curated record. The coding region runs from base 338 to 2017 and encodes 559 amino acids. Lineage: Eukaryota; Metazoa; Chordata; Actinopteri; Syngnathiformes; Syngnathidae. Gene Ontology annotation, molecular function: GTPase activator activity; small GTPase binding.